CUUGGCCUCCUCCUGCAUUGGGUGGCGGAAAACAACUGGAGCCUUUAGGCGUAAAGCAUCCACGUCGCGACUACUAUCGCUUUCUAGCUCUCGCUUUGGGUGUGUGUGUGUGUGUGGCCUUCUUUAGCAACAUGGAACCUCAAGUCAACCAGAAAACUAUCAACUUCGGACCCGGGCCCGCUAAACUACCGGUGCCGGUCCUGGUUCAAGCCCAAAAGGAGCUCCUCAACUACAGAGGCCUUGGGAUCAGUGUUCUUGAAAUGAGCCACAGAUCGUCAGAUUUCAUCCAAAUCAUAAACAAAGCAGAGAGUCUCCUCCGAGAGUUGCUAAACAUUCCAGACAACUACAAGGUGAUGUUCCUGCAGGGCGGUGCAUCGGGCCAGUUCAGCGGUAUUGCCCUCAAUCUGAUUGGCCUGAAGGAGGACAAGUGCGGCGACUACAUCGUGACGGGCACGUGGUCGGCGAAGGCUGCCAAAGAGGCGGAGAAAUAUGGCAAAGUCAACGUAGUUCACCCGAAGCUGGAUAGUUACACGAAAAUCCCAGAGCCCAGCAGCUGGAAUCUGAACCCGGCGGCGUCCUACGUGUACUACUGCUGCAACGAGACCGUGCACGGUGUUGAGUACAACUUCACGCCCGAGACCAACGGGGUGACCCUCGUCAGCGACAUGUCCUCCAACUUCCUGUCGCGGCCUGUGGACGUCUCCAAGUUUGGUCUGAUUUAUGCGGGCGCUCAGAAGAAUGUGGGCUGCGCCGGGGUGACGGUGGUCAUCGUGCGUGAGGACUUGAUAGGCCACGCCCAGAAAGAGUGUCCCAUCAUCCUGGAUUACAAAGUGCAGGCCGAGAUGAACUCGCUGUACAACACGCCGCCUGUUUUCAGUAUCUACAUCAUGUGUCUGGUUCUGGAGUGGAUCAAGAACAACGGCGGCGUCGCAGCCAUGGACGCACUCAACAAGCGGAAGUCAGACUUGAUUUAUGACAUCAUCAACUCUUCCGAUGGCUUCUAUGUGUGCCCAGUAGACGAGGCAUGUCGAAGCCGCAUGAAUAUACCAUUCCGUAUUGGAAAGAAAGUGGCUGAUGAGACCUUGGAAAAGGAGUUUCUGAACGGGGCAUCCAAACGUGGAAUGAUCUCGCUCAAGGGGCACAGGUCAGUUGGGGGAAUCCGUGCCUCUCUGUACAAUGCUGUAACACUGGAGGACGCUGAAGCUCUGGCGCAGUACAUGAAGGAAUUCCUAAAGGAACACCAGUAAAACGGGCCGGAAUAACUUGUGCACUGAAAAAGAAAAAAAAAAUCUCUCAUUGAAAUGAUAGUUAUGGACCAAUGGUGGAUGUAGAUGACAUUGAUUUGUUUGAUCCUAACCAACACUAACAUGCGUAUGCACGCACACUUGGCUGAUCCAUUGACAUUGUUUUAAUGUAAAUACCAUUGGUAAUUGUUUACAGGUUUAACCUUCAAAUUACAAUCAUCUUUAUUCUU
Phyllopteryx taeniolatus (common seadragon) is the source of this 1474-nucleotide messenger RNA. RefSeq names its product phosphoserine aminotransferase 1 (gene psat1). Gene Ontology annotation, molecular function: O-phospho-L-serine:2-oxoglutarate transaminase activity; pyridoxal phosphate binding. Lineage: Eukaryota; Metazoa; Chordata; Actinopteri; Syngnathiformes; Syngnathidae. Gene Ontology annotation, cellular component: cytoplasm. The record is from RefSeq and is a predicted model, not a curated record. Gene Ontology annotation, biological process: L-serine biosynthetic process. The coding region runs from base 132 to 1247 and encodes 371 amino acids. The transcript is spliced from 9 exons.